Messenger RNA from Pipistrellus kuhlii (Kuhl's pipistrelle), 3610 nucleotides. RefSeq names its product telomeric repeat binding factor 2 (gene TERF2). Bases 71 to 1690 code for a protein of 539 amino acids. Gene Ontology annotation, cellular component: shelterin complex; nucleus; chromosome, telomeric region. Gene Ontology annotation, biological process: telomeric D-loop disassembly; protection from non-homologous end joining at telomere; telomeric loop formation. The record is from RefSeq and is a predicted model, not a curated record. The transcript has 10 exons. NCBI's taxonomy places the organism in Eukaryota, Metazoa, Chordata, Mammalia, Chiroptera, Vespertilionidae. Gene Ontology annotation, molecular function: telomerase activity; double-stranded telomeric DNA binding; G-rich strand telomeric DNA binding.
GGGGCCGGGGCCCUUACGGUCCUAUUCCCACCCAGAAGCCCGCGGGCUGCACGGAACGUUGUCUUGUAUCAUGGCCGCGGGAGCCGGGACGGGGGGCCCCGCUUCCGGCCCGGACGUUCUGCGUGAUCCGGCGGCGUCACAGUCGAGGAAGCGGUCCGGUCGUGGGGGCGGGGAGGCUGCGCGGCGAACGGACGGGAUGGCGGGAGGAGGCGGGAGCAGCGACGGCCCCGGGCGGGCGGCGAGCCGGCGGGCGUCCCGCAGCGGCGGCGGCGGGCGGGCUCGGCGGGGGCGGCACGAUCCGGGGGCGGGGGGCGCGGGGGAGGCGCGGCUGGAGGAGGCUGUGAACCGCUGGGUGCUCAAGUUCUACUUCUACGAGGCGCUGCGGGCCUUUCGGAGUAGCCGGUACGGGGACUUCAGGCAGAUCCGGGACAUCAUGCAGGCUCUGCUUGUCAGGCCCUUGGGAAAGGAGCACACCGUGUCCCGGCUGCUGCGGGUUAUGCAGUGUCUGUCGCGUAUUGAAGAAGGGGAGAAUUUAGACUGCUCCUUUGAUAUGGAGGCUGAGCUCACACCCCUGGAAUCAGCUAUCAAUGUGCUGGAGAUGAUUAAAACGGAAUUUACACUGACAGAGGCAGUGGUGGAAUCCAGUAGAAAACUGGUCAAGGAGGCUGCUGUCAUUAUUUGUAUUAAAAAUAAAGAAUUUGAAAAGGCUUCAAAAAUUUUGAAAAAACAUAUGUCCAAGGACCCCACAACUCAGAAACUGAGAAGUGAUCUCCUGAACAUCAUCCGUGAAAAGAACUUGGCCCACCCCGUUAUCCAGAACUUUUCCUAUGAGACCUUCCAGCAGAAGAUGCUGCGCUUCCUGGAGAGUCACCUGGAUGACGCAGAGCCCUACCUCCUCACGAUGGCCAAAAAGGCUUUGAAAUCUGAGUCUUCUGCUUCAAGUACAGUGAAGGAAGAUAAACAGCCAGCACCAGAGCCUGUGGAAAAGCCAUCCAGAGACCCUCCGAGGCAGCUACGGAAUACUCCAACCACCUUUGGAAUGAUGACUCUAAAAGCAGCUUUCAAGACUCUGUGCGGUUCACAAGAUUCUGAGGCGAUCUUCUCAAAACUGGACCAGAAAGAUCUGAUACUUCCUAAUAAAGCAUCCCUCUCAUCGCCAGCCCUCAAAAACAAGAGACCGAGAAAGGAUGACAACGAAGGUUCCGCUCCUGCUGAGGGAGAGAGUGGCUCUGAACUGCAGCCCAAGAACAAGCGUAUGACAAUAAGCAGAUUGGUUUUGGAGGAGGAUAGUCAGAGUACUGAGCUGAGCUCAAGCCUCAACGCCUCUCAGGAAAUCAUUCCAGCACCACCAUCCACACCUGCCGUUCUCAACCAAGCCCUUCCCAGGGAGAAGAAUUCCAAAUUACCCAAAGGCAAGUGGAACAGUUCUAAUGGGGUUGAAGAAAAAGAAACUUGGGUAGAAGAGGACGAACUGUUUGAUGUUCAGGCUGCACCAGAUGAGGAGAAUACAGCCAGUGUAACAAAAAAGCAGAAGUGGACUAUAGAAGAGAGCGAGUGGAUUAAGGCUGGAGUGCAAAAAUUUGGGGAAGGAAACUGGGCUGCCAUUUCUAAAAAUUACCCAUUUGUUAAUCGAACAGCUGUGAUGAUUAAGGAUCGCUGGCGGACCAUGAAAAGACUUGGCAUGAACUGAAACAAAUUUUGCUUCCACAGAAUUCACAGGAGCAUAGUUCCUAAUAAUAGCCCCGAUAGUCUGCUUUCUUUCAGAAGUUGGGCUGGGAUGAAAAUUUUGGGCAUCCUCCUCUGACGUGGGGGAGGUCCUAGUUCCACUUCAUCGCUGUUGGAGAUCAUGGAGCUACAAGUCAAGUAUACUCCAUGUCCUUGGCAGAGACGACAGGCAGACAGCUUUUACAGUGCCAGAAUAUCAUUAGUAUUUCCCUUCUUCAGUGGUUUGCUUGUAUUUCAAUUCCUGGUGAUCAGUAGAACCUUCUCCUAGGAAAUGGUGGCGUCUGUUAGGAGCACUUAUGACUCCAUGACCUGUUAAAACCAGCAACGUGAGCAUUAUUUGGAGUGAACUUGUUCCAGGUAAAGCUUUGGCCUUUUGAUGCAAAUGCAAAGGAACUUUAUCAGAGCUGAUGAGAGACCAGUCCUAUUUAACCUGUUGUGACAUCAACACCUAGAUCUACUCUUGGCAUUUGCUCCUAAUAUUUGCUGGACUUCACAGGCAGAUUUAACCUCUACUUAUGUGGUUGAAUCCCAGUGUGUUUUUUUGGUGAUUGUAGAUACGUUUAGCCCCUUGCCCCAUUCUCUCUUCCCAAUUCUCGUCCUUAUGCUGGACUUUUAAAGCUAAAAAAAAAAAAAAAAAAAAAAAAAAGCCCAAUCCUGAUCGAAUAUAAAAGCCUAAUCCCAUUCUUUGUGAAAAUGGUUGCUUCCACCCGAUUCCCUAAUUGUGCUAUGUUAGUGUCUUGCACUGGAAUUCAACAUUUCCUUUUGUACUGUGUUGUGCUUGCUGUCUCUCUUGGACAUCCUUAAAGACUGUCUUUUUAGCAAAAAGAAAAUUCAGUAAAGUGUUUUCUGUAAUCAUUUUUUAAAAUUUGAAAACUAAUUAUUGUCCAUAACUUGUAGCCUUCUUCAUUAAAGUCUUGCUUCUCUCAAAUAGAAGUGGCUGUUUAAUUGCAGCUCAACGUGUAUGAACACACGGAGGUUGCAAAAUGUUAAACAACUUCUGCUGAACCACGCUGACUGUUAAAAAACGAUGUUAAACUCUCCUGGAUAUUGUCGUCCUUGGAAGCCACCGGGAACCCUCUUUCUCUUUGGAGUGAAAGAUGUAAAGAAAUGCUAAAGUUUCAAAUUCAUCCUGUAGUUACAAGUCGGAAGCUUUGUACAGCUCUAUUACCUGUUAACUGUGUGUUGGGGGGGUUUGGUACUACUAUUUUUUCUGUCAAUGAACCCCAAAUGAAACGACAAUGAGAACUUGAUCUUCUCUCAAUACAGCCACCUCCCCUUGAUCUGGUGGCAGCCUGUGUGUUCUCCCUCUAAACUGGAUUCAGGAUUCCAGAAUCUUCUCCUCUCAACUCACUUCAGUAAGAUGGCGUGCUCUGUGUAGAAGAGUGACACUGCAAUGAUUUAGGGAAGCAACAUAUCCUAAUCAGCAUUUCUCAAAUGUGAAAAAUGUACAGGUCCAUGAACAUUUUUUUAACAUCACUUCAGUGUUGUAAUGUUAAUGAAGUGUGUACAAACAAAAAACAGACUUUGGCUUCUAGAAACUUACCAUGUACUGUUGACUGUUUCGCUGAGUCUAAGUCACUGCUCACAACAUGAGCAGUGUAAAAACUGUGGCAGGGGGGAACGUGGGUGGGGUGCCUGUGCCACAGUGUGCGGAGGAAUGGUCCCAGUCUCUCCCACCUCCACCUUAGCAAGAAGAGUGCUGUGACAUCCGCUCUCCUCCGGAACUGAACACAAUCAGAAGUCUGUUCCUUGCUUAUUCCCUUGUGAUAGUUCAGGUAUUACACUUGGAAUCAAUGUGAUGAAUCUGAAGCAAGACUUGCUUAGAAACUGUUAAUGCUGUUUUGUUUUUUAAGAUUAUGGCUGAAAUAAAAACAUUUAGACAUUG